GAAUUAUAUAUCAGUCCAUAUAAACACUGACACAUUUAUUUUGAAAUUCUACAAAAACCACAAUUCCUGAACAGUUGCUUUUAGAUUUUUUUUCCUCACUUGAUUGGCCCACAGGUCAUUUUACAUUUGAUCACAAAAUGCAUUUGAAUCGUGAGUCAGCGUACCUGCACUUUUUAAUUAAUUAUUUUUGUUUUUAAAUCAAGUUUUUAAUCAAGUUUCGAGUUUUGCUGUGAGAUUUCGUUCGUUUUGGUUGUGCUUUUAUUUUGAAAGAAAGUAAACCGGAAGUGAGAGACAGUAGAAGCUUCCGCUAACAUUAGCAAUGGCAUUGUCUGGACAAAGAUCAUGGAGGCCGCCCCGGUCAUGUGACAACUACUGGAGUGAGUACAAACACUGCAAAAGUAUGUGGAGUCGUUUCAACCACUACUAUACUUAUGGUACAUUCCCAUCCUGCCAGCAAUGGAAAGAGGACUACUAUAGCUGCAAAGAGUGGGAGAAUCACAGACGUAUAGAAGCAAAGGAAGCGUUGCAGACGAGUGAAAGGAACAGAUUGGCAGAGCAGAAAAAGUUCACACCAGUGUGGAGGCUGAGGAAAGACCCUCCUAAAGACUGGAACAUGCCCCUGAACCAGGAGAAGCCACAGGACUCCUGAACUGUCACUUGUCUCAAAGCAAACAUCUACUGGGUACUGUACUUCAUGGACAUAAAAUACUUUUGGCCUCCA
Molecule: messenger RNA, 721 nt
Organism: Solea senegalensis (Senegalese sole)
Lineage: Eukaryota; Metazoa; Chordata; Actinopteri; Pleuronectiformes; Soleidae
Gene: lg5h22orf39
Product: linkage group 5 C22orf39 homolog
Exons: 3
Coding region: 320-649 (109 amino acids)
Source: RefSeq, a predicted model, not a curated record